Messenger RNA from Etheostoma spectabile (orangethroat darter), 1290 nucleotides. Its product is annotated as CXXC-type zinc finger protein 5. Gene Ontology annotation, cellular component: nucleus. NCBI's taxonomy places the organism in Eukaryota, Metazoa, Chordata, Actinopteri, Perciformes, Percidae. The transcript has a single exon. The record is from RefSeq and is a predicted model, not a curated record. Gene Ontology annotation, molecular function: zinc ion binding; methyl-CpG binding. The coding region runs from base 56 to 940 and encodes 294 amino acids.
ACACACACGCACACACUCACACAAGGACAGACACCCCCCACACACAGCCACUGCUAUGUCUACUGCCGUAGACAUCGCUGGCCCUUCCUCCCCGGAUCAGGCCCACAGCAGCGCUAAAAUCCCCAAUGAGCCAUUGAGACCCAGCCUUAAGCGCUCCAACCACCCCUACGGCCUCUCCCAUUACAUCUCCAGCCCGUCCCCGGCUGUGGACGUCAAAGGCCUGAUCCAGCCCUCCCCGGCCCAGCAACGGGCUGCCCAGCCGGUGCACACUAAACCUCGGCGGGCCCCCUCCUGGCCCGACAUGUGGGAGUCGCCCAGCGGGCUCCACCUGGCGCACGCCGCAGAGCUGCUGAUGCGCGCCGGGCUGCUGGCUCUGACCCCCGCCACCACGGAGCAGGCCGGCCUGGGUGCACAGAGCAGCCAGCCGGCUAAAAGGGAGGCCGCGGAGGCAAAGGGGGACGGGGAGGGCGGGGGGUCCGGGCCUGAGGAGGAGGAAGAGGACUCCUCUGGAUGCGGCACUGACUUCCAACCGUUCCUGGGGGCUUGGUUCCCCUUCAGCCCCGCUCUGUUUCCCCUGGCGGGCUUCCAGAUGGGGGGAGGCCACUGGAGGAGCGCGGCCAUGGGAGCCGAGGGCAUCGAGGGGCUGGUGGCCGAGGGCUACUCUCCCGGCUCUCUGGGUGGGGGCGGCGGAGGGAGAAGGAAGAGGAAGAGGUGCGGGGAGUGCGUACCUUGCCGGCGUCAGACGAACUGCGAACAGUGCAGCAGCUGCCGCAAUCGCAAGAGGGGACACCAGAUCUGUAAAUACAGGAAGUGUGAGGAGCUGAAGAGGAAGCCGGGGGGGCCUGGGUUUGAGAGCAGAGUGUCUGGGUUUGACCUAAGGGGCUCCGACUUUACUUUGGGUCUGGCACAGGAGAGAGGCAACGGUGCCUUGGAUGGAUAGUAAUGUAUGUGGUGGCAGCAUUUGUCAGAGGAUCCUGGUUGGAUGAUUGUUGAGGAGCUGCAGUUAGUAAAAAAGAACCACACAGGACACCAUGUCAAAACCCCCCCCCCCCCCCCGAACUGUGGUUCAAAGAUGUUUAAUGAGGAGCUGCAGCUCCGUUUGAGAAUGUCCACGCUCGUUCCCAUCCUUUCUUUUGACAAUCAGUGAAUUGGAGAGGAGAGAAAGAAGGAUACCAAUGUAUGUCGAUAUUUAGAUGACGACAAAAAUGCUGUAAAUAGACUGUAAAUAUCUGGAAAACAUUAUGUCUUUUUUACAUCCCUUUCCAGUUUGGAUGUAUUGUGUUUCAACAU